Scatophagus argus is the source of this 1321-nucleotide messenger RNA. It is a transcript of the gene psma8, whose product is annotated as proteasome 20S subunit alpha 8. Lineage: Eukaryota; Metazoa; Chordata; Actinopteri; Scatophagidae. The record is from RefSeq and is a predicted model, not a curated record. The transcript is spliced from 7 exons. The coding region runs from base 142 to 897 and encodes 251 amino acids. Gene Ontology annotation, biological process: ubiquitin-dependent protein catabolic process. Gene Ontology annotation, cellular component: proteasome core complex; nucleus; proteasome core complex, alpha-subunit complex.
GUAUUGCCCGAGUUCAGAGGUCGUGCGCAUGCGCUGUUUUCAACACACGGCGGCUUCACACAGAGCUGAUGCUCGCUAACUAGCUGAAUCAUUUGGUUUAAGUUUCCUCUUUUCCUGUGAUUGUGCCUGUAUUACAGUGCAAUGGCGGCCAGAUAUGACAGAGCUAUUACAGUGUUUUCCCCUGAUGGUCAUCUCUUUCAAGUGGAGUAUGCACAAGAAGCUGUAAAGAAAGGUUCUACAGCGGUGGGAAUCAGGGGUAAAGACAUUGUUGUCCUUGGUGUUGAGAAGAAAUCCGUAGCAAAGUUGCAGGAGGAAAGGACUGUCCGUAAGAUAUGUGCCCUGGAUGAGCAUGUCUGCAUGGCAUUUGCAGGUCUGACAGCAGAUGCUCGUAUCGUGAUAAAUAGAGCUCGGGUUGAGUGCCAGAGCCACAGGCUAACUGUUGAGGACCCAGUCACAGUGGAAUACAUCACACGCUACAUAGCUACACUGAAACAGCGCUACACUCAAAGCAACGGCCGCAGACCAUUUGGCAUCUCUGCGUUAAUUGUUGGCUUUGACUACGAUGGGACUCCCAGACUGUAUCAGACAGACCCAUCAGGAACCUACCAUGCCUGGAAGGCAAAUGCAAUCGGCCGUAGCGCAAAAACUGUGCGGGAGUUCCUGGAGAAGAAUUACACAGAUGAAGCCAUUGCUGGGGACAAUGAGGCAAUCAAGUUGGCUAUCAAAGCGCUGCUUGAGGUUGUCCAGUCAGGAGGGAAGAAUAUUGAACUUGCUGUCAUCAGGCGGAAUCAGCCACUGAAGAUUUUGGAAUCCAAGGAAAUUGAGACCCUGGUGGCUGAAAUUGAGAAAGAAAAAGAGGAGGAGGCGGAAAAGAAGAAGCAGAAAAAGUCCACUUGAAACAGUUAAUUGAGAGGUUUUUCUUUAUUGCACUUGGAUGACAGUAGCAUACUUGGGUUGCAAAUAUUUGACCAUUUUAGAGGUUUUACUCCUCAUUUAUUUCAUUGUAAGGAUCUAAAUCAUCACUUGAGAUCUGUUGAUGUUCACAUAUUUUGAACAUGCUUCUGAGUGAUACUGUACCAUUUGCAAAGAAUAUCUAGUUCCUAUACUUCCAAGCUCUUGUUGACUGAUGUUUAAAAGCACAGACGUAGAUCUCAAGUUAGGAUUUAGAUCUUAAACUACGCUUAGAGGAUGGUUUUUAUAUCAUUCAUCAAACACCUCGGAUGGUGAUAAAUCUCAAAUGUUCAAAUAAAUCGUUCAGAAACAUUCAGCAUACAUUCAACAUAAUGAAACUAAAUACUCAAUAAAAGCUGACUCGUUUGUA